This is a messenger RNA of Papaver somniferum (opium poppy), 885 nucleotides long. RefSeq names its product ethylene-responsive transcription factor ERF011-like. Gene Ontology annotation, molecular function: DNA-binding transcription factor activity; DNA binding. The record is from RefSeq and is a predicted model, not a curated record. Gene Ontology annotation, biological process: regulation of DNA-templated transcription. Lineage: Eukaryota; Viridiplantae; Streptophyta; Magnoliopsida; Ranunculales; Papaveraceae. The transcript has a single exon. Bases 210 to 668 code for a protein of 152 amino acids.
AGAGAAAAGAGAGAGAAACAGUAGAAGAGAAUCCGAGAGAUGAAAAAGAGGGUUCGUCUUCGUGCUGGCUGGUUAUCUUCAUAUAAAAGAAGAUAGAAACACACAGACACAACAGAGAUAAAUAUUGCUCACUGCUCAUCUUUUGUUUUCAUAUUCAAAGAAAAGAGAAUCAAUAAACGAGAAGAAACCCAAAAACCAGAGGGGGGACGAUGGAAGGAUUGUGUUGCUCUUCAGAUUCAUCGUUGCAAAAGGUAGCUAGUACAAGAGAAAGAGAGAAACGUUAUAGAGGAAUAAGGAUGAGAAAAUGGGGGAAAUGGGUUGCAGAAAUUAGAGAACCAAAUAAAAGAACAAGGAUUUGGCUUGGUUCGUAUUCAACUCCAGUUGCUGCUGCAAGAGCUUAUGAUACGGCUGUUUAUUAUCUAAGAGGUCCUUCGGCUAGACUUAAUUUUCCUGAAUUUGUAAUUGAUGAACACAAUAAUCAAUUACUUAUUCAUCAUGAUAAUAUGUCUUCUGCUUGGAUACGUAAAAGAGCUACUGAAGUUGGGGCAAGAGUUGAUGCUAUAGAAACUGGUUGUGUACCUUCUUCUGGACUCAACGUUUCUCGCCGUGGUGGUUCGUUGAAACCCGAUUUAAACGAAGCACCGCAGCCAGAAAAUUCAGAUGAAUAAUGUUAAACCAUGUGAUCAUUAUUCUCAUUAAUUUGAUGAUUUGUCUUCCUAGGUACAUAUAUAAUAUAUUAGUUUAUGGAUGAUGAAAAUUGUGAGAUAAGUCAUGAAACGAAUUGCGUCCAAGAAUAUAUUCUGGCGUCAAUAAUAUUAAGUUUUGUUAUUAUUAUUAGUUUUUCGAUUCCAAAUAUCUCUUCGAAAUCUUAAACAAUUAAUUCAA